GGGGACGGCGGCGGGAGAGGGCCGGUGAGGCCAUGAGCCGCAGGGGUGCGGUGCAACGCAAGGUGCCGUGCUUGUUCGUGACCGAGGUGAAGGAAGAGCCGUCGGUCAAGCGGGAGCGGCAGCCGUUUAAAGUUUUGGCAACUGAAACACUAAGUGAAAAGGCAUUAGAGGCAGAUAUAUACAAUGCAGUUCCUACUGAAAAAGUGGAUGGAACCUGCUGCUACGUAACGACCUAUAAAGGGCAACCAUACCUAUGGGCCAGGCUGGACAGAAGACCCAACAAACAAGCUGAAAAAAGGUUCAAACGAUUCCUAUAUUCAGUGGAAGAUUGUAAAGAAUUUAUUUGGAAUGUUGAAGAGGAUUUCAAGCCUGUUCCAGAUACCUGGAUCCCAGCCAAGGAAAUAGAGUUCUCUAAUGGCAAUCCUUUGCCUGAUGAAAAUGGACAUAUGCCAGGUUGGGUGCCUGUGGAGAAAAACAGUAAGCAGUAUUGCUGGCACUCAUCUGUUGUAAGUUAUGAGACUGAAAUGGCACUUGUAUUGAAACACCAUGCUGACCCCGGGCUUUUGGAAAUUAGACCGGUGUCACUGUCAGAACUUCUAGAACAAACACUGGAGCUUAUUGGGACAAAUAUUAAUGCAAAUCCAUAUGGACUGGGAAGCAAAAAGCAACCUAUACAUCUUCUGGUACCCCAUGGAGCAUUUGAAAUAAAGAAUCCGCCUACUUUGAAACAAAGUGACAUAGUGUCAUGGUUUGAAGGCUGCAGUGAGGGUAAAGUUGAAGGAAUUGUUUGGCACUGCCGUGAUGGAUGUUUAAUUAAGCUCCAUCGCCAUCAUCUUGGUUUAUGCUGGCCACUUGCAGAGACAUACCUGAAUUCUCAGCCUGUUGUUAUUUCUUUCAAUAGAAAUGACUAUGACUGUGAUUUUGGACCAAAGAGUUUGUUUCACCAGUUUUCAAAACUAGAUGGUCAAAGAUUUGACAGACUCAAAGAUAUCAAGUUUGAUGAUUGAAGUUACUUUUCUAUUUUAAGUUAAUAGCUCUAUGUCCCGCAUUCCGCUUUUUUCUAUCACAGAACUCCUUACAAAAAGGAAUCUUCCUGCUUGAACAGCAAGCUCUGUACUCUACAGUUUGAAGUUUUUCUUGAAUGACUUAUUGUAAGUAGUAACAUAUGUGACAUCCAGAACACAAUCUAGCUUUAGCAUGUUUAUUUUCAUUUUUCAAAAAUUCUUAACUUGUGCACCCAUUUCUGGAAUGGUUAAGCAGCACGUUGUCUAACUAACUGGCUGAUCCUAGUAGCUUAGUUAAUGAAUGUAUUCAACUGUGAAAGUUCCCUAGGAUGCACUUUUCUAAUUAUAAUUACUGUGACACAACAACAUGUAGAACUCAGAUUCAGGAUCUAGUUUUUUUUCUUAUCAGUGAUGAAUAGAUUUGUGGUGGGUCAAGAAUUAGGUCUAAAGUGUGAUGAUUUCUUAAAACGUUUAUGUCUUUCUUGGGUGAAAAUAUUUUAUGGUAUUAUUCAACUGAUAAGCUGCAGCGUUAUGCUAGUACCUGAAAAACUAAUUAAGCUACAUCCUACAUCUACUUCCACUAUUUUUCUGCAAAGAUCAGAGGAAGUAAAAGGAAGUAUACUCAUUCUAUUUUGAAGAUUCUUAGUGAGAGAUUUGGCUUGGCUUCGUAUUAUCAAUUUUAAGACUGCAUCUAAAUUUAUGAAAUACAUAUUAAGUAUUUGAAAAAAGAUGGCACAAAUAAUAAAGUAAGAAUGCAUAGUGGUUUGAGUGGGCUUUUAUUUGCUCUAUAAAAGUAUACGUCUAUAUGUAUAAAGUAUACAAAAGGAAAAAACUCACAUAGUAACUGUACAUUUAUCUACAAAAAUACUGCUAGUUUGGCUGACAUACUGCAAGCAUGUUUUCCAUUCUUUAUUCUUGAAUUUUCUACAAUUGAGGUAAUAAUUAACGUUGUAAGAACAGAGAUGACCACAACACUAUCUACUGUUGAGAUGCAAGAGACAAGAAUAAAUUACAGAAUUGUUGAGUUGGAAUUUACCAUACGUAAUGUGCUUUCAGAGUUUCUGAACUUCUGGUUAGAGUUGAAAACUUGGAUUUUCGGACUUUUCCUUAAGAAUGUGUAUUACUGUAAUUACUGUUCUGAAUAAUAUUGCAAAGUAGAUGGGGGACGUAAAACUGGUUUUCAUUUUGACUGGUGUAUGUAAAUACUGACCAGAGUCCAUUGACUUAAUCAAUUCAACAAGCUGCAGAAUGUACCAAAUCGUUAUGACUUCAAUAACUUUUUGUUUUUUUUAAUCCUGGAAUGACAGACAAAUCAGUAUUACAUAACUGCCCUAGAAUUUUUUUUCUUUAUCAGUGCUGAGGAAACUAAACGCCUAAUCAACAGAAGUAUUGGCUGGGCUAUUGACUUGCGUGCCAAACUCUUCAGACAGCUUCUUUAAUCUUUCUUCUAAAAUAAUAUUUUUUUUUAAUUCUUCAUUAUAGUUGUAUUUCAGAUCUUCAAUUUCUUCAAAAAAGGAAUUAUUGAAGUUUUCCAGUUCUUUUCUCAACUUCUUUGUUUCUUCCUAUUACAAAGAAUAAAGGGGUAUAAUCUGCAACCAAAACUUAGGAAGUACUUGUCACCAACAGCUUUUCUGCCUUUUUCUUCAGAGGCAAAAGUGUUAGAGAACAUAUGUUCUACUACAGACAAAUCUACUUAGGAGGAGAAAAUUCACUAACAAAAUCAGCUACAUAGGCGUAAUGGUUAGAAACUGACUGUUGUUUCAGUGUUAUUUAGGGUAUUAAAUAGGUUCUUCUAGCUGACUAUAGUUGUGCUUAUUAUCUUGCCAAAGAUCAUCUUUGCAACUCACCUCUAGCUGCUCUUUCUCCAACUUAGAGGCUUUCAGCUGUGCCUGGAGGUCAGCUACUUCUGUCAUUAUCUUAUCAUUUUUAUCCUUCUUUGAAACUUCACUAUUUCCUGAAAAAAUUAUCGACUUGAUAGGAAAUUUCAGGUUAAGUAUAAUCAAUUACAUGAUAAAUUUGUUACAAUAACACUUCAGCUGUAUCAACUGUAAAGAGAUGCAGUGUGAAUACUCAGUUGUGAUCAACAACUACCAGAAUUUCAAAUCAUCUUGGCUAUUCUUUGAUUCUUCCACAAAUUAGGUAAUGGUGUAUAAUUCUUGUUAUUGAAUGCAGUACUCAAGUGACCAGUCUGUUAGCACAUUUCUGAAAAAUACAUGUGCAGUUUCUCUGAAUUAAAUACAGAAAAUUUGAAAAAGAGAGUUUAAGGAUCUUAUUAUAUUCAUGAUUCAAGAGUGUGUUGUUUUUGUUUAGUUGUUUUUUUUUUUUCUUUCUAGUCUUAUGGCAGUAUGCUGCUCUACAGCACUCUUUGCUUUUGCUGUGACUUUUUCUGACAGCUGCUAAUCUUAAAUCAUUCACAGGGCUGGUAUUCUGAAAUAGACACUUGUUUUCUGGCAGUCUAGAACUCAAGGCAAGAGGAGUAAGCAAGAGGGUUUCAGUGAAUGACCGAUGUCUUACCAGCAGUAUUUGAGGUUUAUAAAGCAUGAAAUACUUACUUCUAGGAAAGGGAAAUCUUGCAAGAUUCCAGCCUCUUGCUCAAAAUAAUUUGUACUAAUAUCUCCUUAUAAAUAUCUUAGGUAAAUUCUCAGAGACCUUAAUUUGUUCCAGUUUAUGGUACACUGGCAUUAAUAAAACCAUAUAAAUAUUUGGAUUAUAUUAUCAUCUUGCACACACGUUAAGUAAAAGUAGUUUUAGGCCCAAACUACACAACAAUCUUUAUUUUAGGUAUUGGAAAUGAUUACCAGCUGCAGGACCUUCACUUGUGUACAUGUGUAUCUGGUGCUUAUAAUCUUCUAUCUGGCGUCCUAGUUCUGCUUUUUCUUCCUUUAAUCGACUAUUAGUUAAUCUGGAACAUAAAAUAUUCUUUUAAUAAUUUAAAAAAUAUUAUAAUGUUUCGGAAUAUGUAAUACGUAAGUAAAAACUGCAGUGGCUUUUUGUUGAUCAUUCUCAUUUCAUAUAUGUUGGCUGAGGAAUACAGUACCUUAAAAGCUGAAGCUCCCUGAUGAGGCCAUGCUCUGUCCUUGCACCUUCAGGAAGGUGGCUGAGAAGCUCAAUCUUGAAAGAAAAGGUAAACAGACAAACGAACAAACAAAAGUCAGUCUUGAAAACACUAUUCACAGAUAGUGUAUUUCACAUGGAGUUAGUUACUUCUCUUUGGAAUAGUUUAAUAAAAUGAAAGAAAAUAACACUAUUAUACUAAUGGUGUAACCAAGGGUGGGGGAAAAAAUAACCUACAACCACUUUCUGCAAAGUUUCUAAUUAUCUACAGUACUCUUAAAGCUAGGGUGUGCUGCAUACUUAAUAAGGGUGGAAAAAAAGUAUUGAAAAGAAUGUUAGGAACAUAAAUUGAGACAUCAGAAUAAUGUAUCGAUCUACUUAUGAAAGUGAUAACACAGUAAAGGUACUGACAGGUUUGUUUGCAUACCUAGGUGUCCAAGUUUCUUUGUGUUAUUUGAAAUGCAAGUAACUGCAAUUAAAACUCAAAUUAAUGUACAUUGACUAGGAAUGAUCUGUAGUCAUAAACUAGAAUCAGAGAGGGAGUUAGUCUGUAGAUGUACCUUUCAGUAGAAGAUACAAGAGCAAAAAUUUAAAGUCUCUUAAAUUAGAUUUUUUUAAAAAAAUACAGUGAUUAUUUAUGAACUCUCAUAAGGCUACUGUUAGGUAUAGAUUUUGGUUCUAUUAUUACCUAAAAUUCUUUGACAGUAGCUCUCUGUUUCUUUGAAAUAGAGCGAACCUUGACCACACCCCUUCAUUUGCAUUUGAGACAAAACAAACCUGAAAUUAUGUUGCCCCAGAGAAAUGUCACAUAAAAAAGAAUUUGCUCUUAAUUUUGCUAAUGGUAAGCAGGAUCCAGCAGUUCAGGAGAGGCUUGUUCAUGUUAAUAGCGUUGACUUUAAACCAGAAAGAGAAAAGCAAACAUAAGCAAAGCUUAAAGUUUUACAAAACUCCAUUCCAUGUUUUUUUCUAUUUAUUGAACACAUUUACUUGGUUAGAUAAUGUAUGACUUUUGUGUAUUCAGCACUUUACUCUGAAAAGUGCCAGUGCAAGAUGUCCAGGGAAGAAAAGCGUGCAGUUAGUAAACACGAAGAUAGAAGCUAAUCCAGGUUAAUCCAGGUACAUAAACAUAGGCCUACAUCUCUGGCAUACUUGAAACUCAAAAUCUGACCCAUCUUUUCAAGUGUACCUUAGUAAAAUUCAGUAACUCUUCCAUGUAUGAAGUAUAUCUGUAAGACUUAUUUUAAGGACUGUGAUGAUAUGAUGCCAUAGUGGAAAGAAACACAAAAAUCCCCUUUAGGAUGGAAAAGUCAGUGCCCCAAAAAGACCUGAAGAAAGAAGAGUUCCUGUAGGAAAAUUACUUUGCUGAGCAAGCUAGAAUGAUUUCAAGACAAUAUGAAGUAUCUAUGCUUAUAGCCUUUCAAAUGAUCAGUGAAACCAUAAUUAAAUAGUAUAUAGAGAAAUACUGUUUCCCCUAAGAAGGGGAAGGCAUCAAUAUGUAUUGAUAAGUGGUAAACCUUAUUAAUCAGCAAAAAUAUCUAAAUGUACAAUUAUGGCAACUAAAACUGAAAAUAAUUAAAAACAUAGAUUAGAGAAAAAUAAACUGUCAGUAUGGACAUCAGAAGAAAAUUAAAAUUAACCAAUCUAUUCUGAGACUCAUCUGGCUUAGAUAUUUACUCACUUGUUCUUUUAGAUCCUGUAAGUUUUUAUCAGCAUUGUGUUCACGUUCUGUUGCCUCCUGAAGCAGCCGUUUCAGGUCAGUAAUGCUUUGGGUUUUUUUAGCAAUAUCCAUUUCCAAUUCCUUCAUCUUUGUUUCAUGCAUCCUGGUAUUAUGAUUGUUAUGAUUAUUAUUAUUUAAAGAGAAAAAGAUAAGAGGAAAUGCUAACACGUUUACAAAAAAUAGAAAUCAAGAUAUUCUCAAAGCAGGUAAGGUGUUGUAAAAGAUACCCCAAAAUAUGUUUGGAACGGAGGCCUUCAAAUACUCACUGAUCUUAUUUAAUAAGUGAGCUGAAUUAAGCAUAAUGAAACAUUUUAGUAUUAUUUUAGAAUAACGGUUCUUCCAAAUGUUCCACCAUUGCUGACCUUACUACAGGUUUGUACUCUAACAAGGAGUUACUGUAAUCCUCUAUGGUUUUGCAUGUACACACCAGGCUAUUUCUUGCUAAACCAUGCAUGUCUCUUACUGCACUCAGUUGGAUGAUGCAGUGGAUGCACUGUUCAUGUCUUACUUCAUUGUCUGUGAUUUAACAGUUUAUGGAAAAUAAAUCAUCGUAGUGCAAAAAAGCUUAAUACAGAUGCAGGAGAUGUAGACUCUGAACAGAAAAAGCGUUCUACAAGAAAUGAUGUUCUGCCUUGGACUCUGAGUUCAUUUUGCUUUGAGCUAGCUACAAAAAUGUUUUUUAAGAAACACGGAAACGUUGAUUGCAAGACACUGCUAGAGAUAUCUAAUCCAGUCUUCCUGCUGAAGAAGCUUUUCAGAUGUGGAUUCUAACCUCUUCCUACAUGUCAAACAGUAAAAUCCCAAGGAUCAUGUAGGUGAUGCCCUACCAAGGACAUUUUACUACCAUGUACCUGAUCUGGAAAAUAUGCUGAUGAGGUGGACUACAUGAUAAAGUGCUCCAAUGAGUUUUUCUAGGUUGAUACUAUUUAUUUACUUCAAAAUGUUGUUAAUUUUAAACCAUGUUAAACCAAAUAAAAAGUUUUUAUUCACAUCA
Gallus gallus (chicken) is the source of this 6769-nucleotide messenger RNA. It is a transcript of the gene RLIG1, whose product is annotated as C12orf29 homolog. Gene Ontology annotation, molecular function: RNA ligase (ATP) activity. NCBI's taxonomy places the organism in Eukaryota, Metazoa, Chordata, Aves, Galliformes, Phasianidae. Gene Ontology annotation, biological process: response to reactive oxygen species. The coding region runs from base 33 to 1007 and encodes 324 amino acids. The record is from RefSeq and is a predicted model, not a curated record. The transcript has 7 exons.